AUGGCGAAGGGUGGUGAUGGUGAUGUAAAUGUGCCACUUCGAGCACCACAAGCACCAAUUGAGGUAUGCCCACGGAACCCCUGAAUUUUUAAAAAGAAAAUUCCUGAGCUGUAAUUUUUCAGGGCAAACUUACUGGAAAUCUUGCAUUUUCGGCAUUUGUUAUUACUUUGGCAUCUUUUCAAUUCGGAUAUCAUAUUGGAUGUGUAAAUGCGCCUGGAGGUUUGAUUACUGAAUGGAUCAUUGGCUCGCAUAAGAAAUUGUUUGAUAAUAAAUUGAGCAAAGAAAAUGCGGAUAUUGCUUGGUCGGUUGCGGUUUCGGUGUUUGCAGUUGGUGGAAUGAUUGGUGGAUUGGCAUCAGGAUGGUUAGCGGAUAAGGUUGGUUUUUGGGAAAUUGAAACUUGUGUGAUGUGUAUUUUUUUUUCAAAAAUUGUUUUAUUUUAGUUUUGAAACAGUUAUUUAAUUUUUGAUUGAAGAGCUGUAGAUAUUGUUGAAUAGGAAAAUACAGCAACACACAGCGUGUAAUUUACUACCCGAAAAAUUUUGCGCAUUUUUUGAGACCUGACACAAUCUUAGGGGUGGGACUAAAAACGACGAAAUUCAACGCACAAUUGGAAGAUUUAGAGAAAAAUAUUUUUGAUCUACCAGAAAAUUUCUUGAAAAUUUUGAAGCCUAGAGGAGAACAUGCACCAAUAAAAAUUCUUCACAAUUUUGGAUAUAAAAAAUUUGAAACAGUAGAAUUUUUGAUACACAGAUAAUUUGAAAUUUCAGUUUUCGAAAUAAAAAAGAAAAAGGUUCCUAUUUUUUUUAGUAUCAUUGAAGAUUUACUGUUUCAAAACUAAUUUUAGAAAAUGUUUGUAGGUUGGUCGUCGUGGUGCUCUUCUCUAUAAUAAUAUCAUUGCUCUCGGAGCCGCUGCUCUUAUGGGACUUGCAAAAUAUGUCGGUGUUUAUCCAAUGAUAAUUAUUGGUCGUCUUUUAAUUGGUCUUAAUUGUGGUCUCGCAUCUGGACUUGUUCCAAUGUAUCUCACUGAAAUCUCGCCAAUUAAUUUGCGUGGAAUGCUCGGUUCACUUUCCCAACUUCUUGUGACUAUUUCAAUCUUCGUUUCGCAAAUUUUCGGACUUCCACAUCUUUUGGGAACAAAUGAUAGAUGGCCACUGAUUUUUGCGUUCACUUUGGUGCCAGCUCUUUUGCAAAUUGUUUUAUUGCCAAUGAUCUCAGAAUCACCAAAAUAUACAAUGAAUGUUAGAGGACAAAAAGAAGAGGCUGAAAAUGCGUUGAGAAAAAUUCGAGGAACUGAUGAUGUUAGUGCUGAAAUUACAGCUAUGGAAGAAGAAAUUGCUAUUGCAAGUGCACAAGAAAAACCAACAAUGGGAUCAAUGUUCAAAGGAUCACUUCGUUGGCCAAUGUCAAUUGCAAUUAUGAUGAUGUUAGCUCAACAAUUAUCAGGAAUUAAUGUUGCCAUGUUUUAUUCGACUGUUAUUUUUAGAGGAGCUGGUUUAGUUGGAAAUGAACCAUUUUAUGCGACAAUUGGAAUGGGAGCUGUAAAUGUUAUUAUGACAAUUAUUAGUGUUUGGCUUGUUGAUCAUCCAAAAUUCGGAAGAAGAUCACUUUUGUUGAUUGGUUUGGUUGGAAUGUUUGUAUCGACUUUGUUGUUGGUUGGAGCACUUACACUUCAAAAUCAAGGACCUGAUUAUAAGGUGAGCGAUAUUUUGAAAACUGUUAGGACUCGAAACAUUUUGAACUUUACUAAUUGUUUUCCUUCUAAUUUUGAAACAGCAAAUUUUUUUGGGAAAAAAUAUUCUGGAAACUUAUCGAGAAAAUGCCUGUCAAAUAGGUAUUACUUACAAUACCUAUUUCCAGCUUCUAGACAAAUUUUGAAUUGAAAAUUCAUAGCUUUAUUGUAAUCAAUACAACUAAUUUUGUAUUAUUGUGAAAUUUCAAAAUUGUUUUCGAAGAAGUUUUGAAACAGUGACCUUUUUUUAAAAAAAAUCACAGAUGAUACAAAAAGAGGCCCGAAUUUUGGAAAUAAUUUUUGACACAAAUUUUUUCAAUUCUAAGAAAAUUUUUUUAUUAAAAAAUAUGAUAUAAACCGUUUUCCAACGAUGAAAAUUGAAAAUUCACCUUUAAAAUUCUAUUAUUUUUCAGUGGGCCAGUUAUUCUGCCAUCGGAUUCGUCCUUCUUUUCGUCAUCUCAUUUGCCACUGGUCCAGGUGCAAUUCCAUGGUUCUUUGUUUCCGAAAUUUUCGAUUCAUCUGCUCGUGGAAAUGCGAAUUCAAUCGCUGUUAUGGUAAAUUGGGCUGCCAAUCUUGUUGUCGGAUUAUCUUUCCUUCCAAUCAAUAAUGUUUUGCAUCAAUUCUCGUUCUUCAUUUUCUCGAGUUUCCUCGCAUUUUUCAUCUUCUACACUUGGAAAUUUGUGCCAGAAACCAAGGGAAAAUCGAUUGAACAAAUUCAACAAGAAUUCGAGAAAAGAAGGUAG
Caenorhabditis angaria is the source of this 2472-nucleotide messenger RNA. The record is from the annotation of a GenBank genome assembly. Lineage: Eukaryota; Metazoa; Nematoda; Chromadorea; Rhabditida; Rhabditidae.